GGCUGGGUGAGCAGCAGUAUAAAGCUGCUGCUCUGUUGUUGGGCUCGUGUCGACAGAUCCCGCGUGCUGCAGCUGAUGGGGACUGCUGGAGUGUGUGUGUGUAUCAGAGUGUGUGAGUGUGUGUGUGUGUAGUAAAGUUUAGUGGGAGGGCUGUCGGGACGGGGUGCACGGUGCUGUGAGCUCGCGCGCGCGGCGGAGGUUCGGGAAAGUUCGGUUCGGUUCCUCCUGAAUGGACUUUAGUUAAAGCGGCUCGAGCCCGGCUGUGGAUCAGGGCUCUGCGCCAGGGAGUGCGUGAGAGCGCGCGCGCGGGUGUGUGUGUGUGUGUAGGAGAGAUGGGGUCCCGGUACCGGUGGAGUGUCCGCGCGCUGCUGCUGCUGCUGUUAGUUGGACUUGCACGCGCCACCUGGAGCUCUGGACCUUACCGGUACACCAGCACUGGAACCACCGAGCACAGGAGGAACUGGUGUCCCCAUUCUGUUACUAAAACAGUGACGUGUCAGGUGCAGAAUGGAACCACACUUCAGAGAGUCUAUCAGACCUGCAGGUGGCCACAGGGCUGCACUGGCGGCAGUUAUCGUACAGUGGUCCGGCCGUCCUAUAAGGUGGUGUAUCGCACCAUCACUGCUCUGGAGUGGAAGUGCUGCCCGGGGUACAGCGGCACUCACUGUGAGGAAGGUCCGGCGAGCAGUAAUCUGGUGGCUCAGGAAGCCGUGAGGAAACAGGCCACCUUCCGUAAACCAGUGGUGGUCAAACCCCCAGAAAAUCUCCCCAGUUGUCUGAACUGCAGUCGUAUCACAGCUCUGACUAAUCGGCUCAGCUCUCUGGAGGCGAAGGUCCAGCUCCUCUCCGGCCCCGCCUCUCACGGACCCUCCCAGUCUAAAGGUGGAGGUGACCCCGACUCCUCUGCCCUCAUGGGGGCGCUGCCUGCUAGAGGAGCUCCUGGAGCUCAGGGUCCUGCAGGCCCACAAGGUGAAAAAGGCAAGGAUGGCACGCCUGGCAAAGAUGGUAAACCAGGUACUCGGGGUCUACCUGGGCCGAAGGGUGAAGCAGGUGUGAGGGGACCCUCAGGUGUUCCAGGAACAAGAGGAACAUCUGGACCAGCAGGCCCCCGGGGGCCACCGGGCCUCCCAGGAGAGAGGGGUCAGCCGGGGCCUCCCGGACCCCCUGGACCCCCCGGACCACCAGGGCCUCCCGCACCCAUCCCUGAAGACAAAGAGAAGAAGGACUUGCUCCUCUCUAACAGCUUCCCGGACCCCCGAGCUGCCCCUGCACAAGGCCCUCAGGGACCCCCGGGACCCACAGGCCCACCAGGAACCAGAGGCCCAACAGGACCCCCAGGACCCAUUGGACCGAGUGGGAAGCCAGGAGCCCCUGGUUUACAGGGACCCAUGGGGCCAAAGGGCGAGCGAGGGGAGAGAGGCCCUCUGGGAUACCCCGGAGAGAGAGGAUUCAAGGGGGAGCCGGGUGAACAGGGACCGAAGGGUGAGCCGGGAGAGAAAGGCCUUCCGAGCGAUUUAAACGGGGACGGCAUACACCAAAUCCGCGAGGCCCUGAAGAUCUUAGCCGAGAGGGUUUUAAUCCUCGAGACUAUGAUCGGUAUUCAUGAACCCGACAUAGGAUCAGGCGAUGGUCCGUUUGGCACCGCGACGACUGAGUUUUACCGGAACAAGCGGGCCGGAGCCCUGCCGUUCCGGGUCAAACCUCCAUCCCUCCCUGCUGUGGAUAAAAUCAGAGGGAAUUAGCUCCUAAAGCUCCAGCUUGGACUGGCAACACCGCUCACAAGUCCCUAUAACACACGUCCUAUAGCUCCACCCGUAUAACCCGUCUGUUACGCUUACUCCGGAACCCACCGCAGAACCAAGAAAGAGGGAGGAACCUCAGGGAAGAUCAACUGGUGCUGCAGACGUUCACCACCUCUACUGGGAAUCACUUCCACAAGCUCUGCACGAGUAGAUGUAGAGUAGACGCCCAAAUCUGCACAAAUCAAGCUUUAAAACAGUGCUUUACAUACCUUACACACAUCACCAAAAAAAUAUAAUCACCAGAACCAAAAGAACGUCUGAACUGGUAUCAACCUGCAAAAGGAAACGAACCAUGAAAUCUACUACUGGUGCUUGAAUAACUUUAAAAAAAAAGAAAUAAAAACGAUUUUUGAGGACGGGACAAAUCAAGCUGGUACACACGAUGGAGAAGGAGGAGGAUCUGAACGUUAUACGUUAUUAAUCGCUGUUGAAGUUGAAGUUGUAUAUUCCGCAGACCUCUUAGAGACGGUAGAUAAUAUUGUAGGUAGGAGAAGAAGAAGAGAAAACAUAUCCAAGCAAACGAAAUGAAAUUACAAUCGUAGUUAUUCUCCCUAGCAUUAAAUGCACUAUGUUGAUGAAGACACAUUAUCCAGUUUCAUAUCCAUACACACAACCUCUGGAGUCAAAAAGUGUUCGAUGAGAAUGAAAUCAUGGAAAAGUUCGGUGAAAAUCAAAAGAUCACGGUUGAUCAAUAACCUCAGAUGUUACAUACAGUACUAUACCAUCCAAAUGAUUGAAGUUAGGUGUUUCAAUCACUUAUUUCAAUGGCCACAGGUGUAUAAAGAUGCAGCAGCUAGGCAUGCAGACUGCUUCUACUACCAUUAAUGAAAGUGUUCUGGGUGUGUCUCGGGUCAUUGUCAUGCUGGAAGACCCAGCCAUUACAUUAAGGGAAGGAGGUUGUUGUCUAAAAUCCAAAAUUGUAAAACAUGACCUUCCUUUGAAACAGUACAGUCGUAUGCUAUUUUGACAAAAGUAUUUAAGAGUAAAUUACUUACUUAGUAAACUCUUAAUGUGUUUGAGAGCAUCCAAACUACUCAACUAAGAAAAGAAAAAAAAAUACUUUAAGAAAACUUUGAAAGUGUCCUCAACUGCAGUUGCAAGAAAAAGAUAAUCAAAAAUGUUGUAAUGAUUAAACCGGCCCUCAUCAGGACCAUUGAAAGAGAAGGUACUGGUACUUUGUGAUAGAGAAAGCUAGGAACAACAGUUGAACUCAAAGAAAGCAGAGAUUAGAAAUAAUCGCUGACGAAUUAACUGUAAUCUGAAUAAUCAGAAAAAUAAUCGACAAAUUAGUCGAAUAACACAAUUUAUUUAAAUCUCAUAACUAAUCAAAAAUGUACAUUAGAGAAGCACAUCAUAUACAGCUCUGGAAAAAUAAGAGACACUUAAAAAUGAUGAGUUUCUUUGAUUUUAUCAAAUUGAAAACCUCUGGAAUAUAAUCAAGAGGAAGAUGGAUGAUCACAAACCAUCAAACCACCAAACUGAACUGCUUGAAUUUUUACACCAGGAGUAAAGCAGCAUAAAGUUAUCCAAAAGCAGUGUGUAAGACUGGUGGAGGAGAACAUGAUGCCAAGAUGCAUGAAAAAAAACUGUGAUUAAAAACCAACCAGGAUUAUUCCACCAAAUAUUGAUUUCUGAGCUCUGCAUCUUAUUUCAGUCAUUUAUCAUUUUCUGCAAAUAAAUGCUUUAAAUGAGAAUAUUUUUAUUUGGAAUUUGGAAACAAAUUGUCUGUAGUUUAUAAAAUAAAACAACAAUGUUCAUUUUAUUCAAACAUAAACGUAUAAAUAGCUUAUAUCUUAUUUUUUUCCAGAGCUGUAUAUAUGUAUAAACUUUUAAUCUAGGGUCAUUGAUCAAUCACGUUCAUCAGAUUUCUCACUGAAUGACUCCUGUAAACGUGGUUUCAGUGCACCGUUCCCACCUAAAUCAGUUUUUUUAUUUUCUGCUUGUGUAACCUGUACUGUAUGUAUCUAUUUAUAAUGAUUAUUUAGUUUAGACUCUAGACGUUGUUGCUUUAUCUGUAGUCGUACAGUUGUGUUUCAGGUGUUAGUGUGUGGAAAUAAACCACAGAUAGUUCAAAACCACGUCCUCAAUGGGAACAAUGUGCAAUUAAUUACCUGUGGAUCAGAACUGGGGGGAGUGGUCAGAAGGCCACAAUGUUUAAUAAAAUAUUGUACUGUAAGAAAACAUGCUGAUAUUGACCUAAACGUCUUUUGUACAUUUACACAAGAUUUGGCUAUCCUGACGGUUCACAUUCACUUAGGCUACAUUAACAUUACCAUCUGAUUUUUUCAUGGCUGUGUGAACGUGCCAAAUCAGUUUUUUUCAAAUCAUAUUUGAGUCACUUUGCCUACGUUCACAUUGUAAGCCACAUUGCUUAAAUACAAUUCUUUGCUCAGAUCAGAUUUGGCUAUCUUGACGGUUCACAUUCACUUAGGCUACAUUCACAUUACCAUCUGAUUUUUUGCUUAAUUUGGCUAAGAUCUGAUUUUUUCAUGGCUGUGUGAACGUGCCAAAUCAAAUCAGAUUUGAGUCACUUUUUAGGCUACGUUCACAUUAUAAGCCACAUUGCUCAAAUCCGAAUUUUUGCUCAAAUCAGAUUUGUCUAUCUUGACGGUUCACAUUCACUUUGAUUUUACAUUCCCACAGAUGUAUAGAUACAAUCUGCAUACAAAUCAUUUUAAUACAAGGUGUGAACAGCCACUGGAAACAAAUCUAAAACUGUACCAGUUACUGAUGCUUAACCUGAUACUAGGUGUGAAUGGGGAUGUCUGGCACCCAUUCUCUUUUUUUAAAGGCUUUUGCAAAACAGUUUAAAUACACAAAUCAGCUUUAAAAUGUUCAGUACCAGUCAAAAGUUUGGACACCUUAAAUUCAGUGGUUUUUUUUCCCUUAUUUUAAAAUAUUCUGCAUUUUUACUAAAUGAAAAAGUGUAUGUUUUAUAUUUUACAUUCUAUAUUUUACAAAGACGCCCCUCUUAGAUGCUUAGAUGAUCAGUUUUGAACAUCUCUGCUGGAUUUUCUCAGUCAGAUUUAUGAGUUAGAGUCACCUGAAAUUCAGGCUUUCAGUUAACAGCUGUGCUGAACUCAUCAAGAGUUAAUUACUGGAAUUUCUUGUAUCUUAAUGUAAAGUUUGAGAGCAUCAGUUAAAGUAAAGUAGUGAAGAGGUAUGAGAAGCAAAAACUACUUAACUAAGUAAAGAAAAAAAUACUUUAAGGAAAAAUGAAGGUCAGUAAAUCAAAAUCAUUAUAAUGGUGAAACUGGCACUCAUCAGGAAGGUAGAGCCCUAGGAAAGAAAGAGCAAUCAUUUACUAUGUAGAAAUGACAAGGUGUGCCCAAACUUUUGACUGGUACUUUAAAUACAAUUUUUAAAUUUAGAAAUUAAAGUUAGAAGUUAAUGUGUAAAGUGUGUAAAAUAAAAAAAUAAAAAACUGAGAAAUGAAACUUCACACCCCAAUCUGACACACACACACACACACACACACACACACACACACACACACACACACACAAACAGGAAAUAGCAACAGUAAACACAACUUAAAUUCUGUUUUUAUCUGUGCUGGUUGGUUUCUGUGUGUAUUUGUGACUUUUCUUUUAUAGCUGUCGUCUCAUGAUUCGUCUCAUUUCUCCCUAUAAUAAAUAUUGUGGUUAAUUAUUUAAAGAUGAUUAUUAUCGAUAGGUGUUUUUUCUGUGUUUUUAUUUUUAUUGUACUCAUGUAACAUUGCUUGUACUCUCGAAUUUUAGCAUAACUUUUCAGACAGCGCAGUUCUUGUCCUGUAAGUGUUCAGAAUGGUGGUAAAACUUAAUAAAAGCUGUUUGUGUUUCUUUUUUUAAGUCUUAAA
Messenger RNA from Astyanax mexicanus (Mexican tetra), 5640 nucleotides. It is a transcript of the gene emid1, whose product is annotated as EMI domain containing 1. Gene Ontology annotation, molecular function: protein binding. The record is from RefSeq and is a predicted model, not a curated record. The coding region runs from base 333 to 1742 and encodes 469 amino acids. The transcript has 17 exons. Lineage: Eukaryota; Metazoa; Chordata; Actinopteri; Characiformes; Acestrorhamphidae.